AUGUCGGAUACAAAGAAGAAAAUAUUGGUUCUCAAUCCAGCGAGCAUUGAAAAGGCCAUAAAAGUUGCAAACACAUUGGAGACCAAGAAUGGGCCGUUUGAAGCAGUCCUGUGUUUAGGCGAUAUACUGAGCGAUGGAGAAUCGACAGAAAAUCUUUCGAAGUCCGUGGUGCCAUUUUAUUUUACAGAAGGAUAUAAAGACCUGUCUUCUCUUGAUAAUCAGAGAGAGACCUCGAAUCUGAACAUGUUGAGACCGAUGGGUAGAGUGAAGCUCUCCUGUGGGCUUCUCCUUGGAUAUCUGGCUGGAAAAGCAGAGGAGUUAACCGAUAAGGAAGUUAGCGAGUAUUUUUCUGAUCAGCUGAUUGAUAUUUUCAUUGCUUUCAAAUGGCCGCAAGCCAUAGGGAGAGAACAAAAGCUGUCGUUAGUGGGAUCUUCCAAGGUUGACAUUGCUGUGAAAUUAUCGAAGCCAAAGUAUGUUUUCGGGGUUGGAACAGAAGCUGGUCGAUUCUAUGAACGUGAUCUCUUUCAAUGGCCCGAUGGACGUCAAACUAGAUUUAUCAGUCUUGCCAGACAGGGAACCAAAGACAAAUGGCAUUAUGCAUUCUCCAUAACACCCGGCCAAACUGAGGAGGCCCUUUUGGAAGCCUCCAAAACAUCGCCAAAUCCCUUUCUCGAAUCUGAAGAAAAUUCGCUUGACAGAAAAAGACCUCAUUCUUCUGUUUCAUUGCCCCCAAUUCCCAAAAAUGCUGCUGCCAAAAGAAUGAAACCGGUGGGGCCCAAAAACUGCUUCUUCUGUCUGUCGAAUCCAAAUGUGUCUCUGCAUUUAGUCGUCUCUAUUGGGAACUAUGCAUACAUCACUGCUGCAAAGGGACCUCUCUGUUUGAAAAAUGAAAGUAUUCCAUUCUCGGGACAUGGCAUUAUAAUACCGAUUGCACAUGUGGCCACAUUAAAAGACUUCUGUGAAAUUGAUGAAACUUCCGAGUCUGCGAAUAUGUUACAGACUCCGAUGAUGAACGAGGUGUUAAGGUAUCAGGUUGGUAUCUUGAAAAUGUUCAAGUCCCUUACAGUCUCUAUAGACUACUCUGUGGUGUUCUGGGAGAUUUCCAGACAGACGGGUAUCCACUUCCACACGCAAUUUGUACCUGUUCCAACGGAGCUGUUGGAUAAUUUCGAGACUGUCAUGAAUGCCCAGAUCAAAACCAAUAAUGAGACUUUUGCGCGGAAUAUGGCCCUCAAGUUUCAAAAAGUGGAUAGCGAAGAUGUUGACGGGAAUGAAAGGUUGAACGCCAUACUGAAAAGCAGGGACUAUAUGUUGAUAACAGUAGCAACAUCUACUAUAAAGCAAACCAAGUACAUCUUUGAUUUGAACAAGGCUGAAGGUAUGCUGGACCUUCAGUUUCCUCGUCGUCUGCUGGCUACCAUACUGGAGACACCAGAGAGAACAUACUGGGAUAAAUGCAAACUCAGCGUCAAAGAGGAAACCGAAGAUACAGAGGCAUUUAAAAGAAGCUUUGAGAAGUUCGAUCCUACGAUAUGA
Molecule: messenger RNA, 1536 nt
Organism: Kuraishia capsulata CBS 1993
Lineage: Eukaryota; Fungi; Ascomycota; Pichiomycetes; Pichiales; Pichiaceae
Exons: 2
Coding region: 1-1536 (511 amino acids)
Biological process (GO): mRNA splicing, via spliceosome
Cellular component (GO): post-mRNA release spliceosomal complex
Molecular function (GO): RNA lariat debranching enzyme activator activity
Source: RefSeq, a predicted model, not a curated record